This is a messenger RNA of Dama dama (fallow deer), 979 nucleotides long. Its product is annotated as prostaglandin F synthase 1-like. Gene Ontology annotation, biological process: prostaglandin metabolic process; doxorubicin metabolic process; daunorubicin metabolic process. Gene Ontology annotation, molecular function: aldose reductase (NADPH) activity; ketosteroid monooxygenase activity; androsterone dehydrogenase [NAD(P)+] activity. Lineage: Eukaryota; Metazoa; Chordata; Mammalia; Artiodactyla; Cervidae. The record is from RefSeq and is a predicted model, not a curated record. The transcript has 9 exons. Gene Ontology annotation, cellular component: cytosol. The coding region runs from base 1 to 972 and encodes 323 amino acids.
AUGGAUCCCAAAGGCCAGAGAGUGAAGCUUAAUGAUGGCCACUUCAUUCCUGUCCUGGGAUUUGGCACUGCUGAAAGAAAAGAGGUUCCUAAGAGUGAAGCUCUGGAAGUCACCAAAUUCGCUAUAGAGGUUGGGUUCCGCCAUGUUGACAGUGCUCAUUUGUAUCAAAAUGAGGAGCAGGUUGGCCAGGCCAUUCGAAGCAAGAUUGCAGAUGGCACUGUGAAGAGAGAAGACAUAUUCUACACUUCAAAGCUUUGGUGCACCUUUCUUCGGCCAGAGCUGGUCAGACCAGCCUUGGAAAAGUCACUGAAAAAUCUUCAACUGGACUAUGUCGAUCUCUAUAUUAUUCAUUUUCCACUGGCUAUGAAGCCAGGGGAGAAAUUUUUUCCAAAAGAUGAAAAUGGAAAACUGAUAGUUGACUCGGUGGAUCUCUGUCACACAUGGGAGGCCCUGGAGAAGUGUAAGGACGCAGGGUUGACCAAGUCCAUCGGGGUGUCCAACUUCAACCACAAGCAGCUGGAGAAGAUCCUGAACAAGCCAGGGCUCAAGUACAAGCCCGUCUGCAACCAGGUGGAAUGUCACCCUUAUCUCAAUCAGAGCAAACUGUUGGAUUUCUGCAAGUCACAUGAUAUUGUUCUUGUUGCCUUCGGUGCUCUGGGAUCCCAACGAAUAAAAGGAUGGGUGAAUACGAACCACCCCGUUCUCUUGGAGGACCCAGUUCUCUGUGCCAUUGCCAAAAAGCACAAGCAAACUCCUGCGCUGGUUGCCCUUCGCUACCAGAUACAACGUGGGGUUGUGGUUCUGGCCAAGAGUUACAACAAGAAGCGGAUCAAAGAAAACAUAAAGGUGUUUGACUUUGAAUUGAGUCCGGAUGACAUGAAAGCAAUUGAUGGCCUCAACAGAAAUAUAAGAUACUAUGAAUUUCUUAUUGGUGUCAGUUACCCUGAGUAUCCAUUCUCUGAAGAAUAUUGACUCUCAG